Molecule: messenger RNA, 1496 nt
Organism: Saccostrea cuccullata (small rock oyster)
Lineage: Eukaryota; Metazoa; Mollusca; Bivalvia; Ostreida; Ostreidae
Product: pseudouridylate synthase TRUB2, mitochondrial-like
Exons: 2
Coding region: 34-1314 (426 amino acids)
Biological process (GO): RNA processing; pseudouridine synthesis
Molecular function (GO): RNA binding; pseudouridine synthase activity
Source: RefSeq, a predicted model, not a curated record
UUCAUAGUAGUGAUAUAUCGUUUGUGAUUUUAGAUGGCAAAAUUUUCAAGACCAAUUCGAAAAAUUGGUCCAUGGUGGAGGUCCCAGUUACAGGGUAUCUUUUGUAUCUACAAGCCUCCAGGCUACUCCUACUCAGAGCUCUGUAAGGCACUGCGGGAAAUUUUGUUGAGGGACUUGAACCAGAAACCAUGUUAUCCGGGAGAAAAGUACUAUAAAGAUGCCUACUUAUUGCAAACUUCCCUCACAAAGUUGCCCCCACAGAGCCUGACGACCAAGAAAACUCCAGCACAGCAAUAUAUUAGAUCCUCAGAAGAAUCAGGAAGCUUCAAGCUGAGUUUAUCUGUGAUUGAUUCCGAGACUGGAGAGGAAACUACAGAUUUCAUAGAAUCAAGAGUAAAAGAUAACGGAGAUGAUUCUAGUAAUUCAGACACAUCUCUAGAGAGAGUAGAACAUUCUUGUUUGGUGUCUAGUAGUUCCAAUACCAGUGAUGUAUCAAUAGAUUUCAAUAUAGAUAAAAACAAGCACCUGUUCUCAAGCAAACACAAGGAUUUAAUCAUUCCUCCAUUAACAGAACAAAAUGCUGUAAAACAUAGGUUUGUCUGUGGAGAUAUGUUUAGAAAUUCAGAUGUCAAAGUGAUUCCUGUGUAUGACGGUUUAGACUAUGAGUGUACUGGGGUUGUUCCUGUUUGUGUGGGUUAUAGAAACAGUGACUCGUAUGCUUUGAGGGACAAUCUGGAAAAGAAACUAUUCAUAAGGGUUUACCACUUAUCUGGUACCUUAGGAUGGACCACUUUGGACAAUACCGCGUGGGCGAACAAAAUCAAGCGUCAUUCUUACGAACACGUGGGUAAAUCAGACAUUGACAAGAUGUGUGGGCUGGCUCAGAACAUGCAUCAAUGGAGAAUGCUGAAUUAUGCUGGAGUGAUUCCUAAUUCUCAAGAGGCUUAUGAUCUACUGAAACAGGGGCUUGUGAAGCCAAUGAAUUCUCUGACACCUCCCUUGAUAUAUGGUGUCAAGUGUAUCAAGUUUGAGCCCCCUCAGUUUACACUGGAAGUUCACUGUGUGAAUGAGUCAUACACUUUUUUAAGAGACUUUGUUUACAAAAUUGGAGUUGCGGUGCGAUCCUCUGCCUUUUGUUCUAAAAUCCGACGAAUACGAUAUGGACCCAUAGGUCUAGAGCACGCUCUGGUUGUAGAGGAUUGGGGGGUGGAGAAAAUCUGUAACAGUAUCAGGCAGUGCAAUAAACUUCUUACCAGAAAGGACCAGAGACAGUCAGGCCAAGAAAUCAAAGAACUAGAAUCUGCUGUGGACUGAAAUUAAUGAUAACAACAUGUACAAUGGGGCACAAAUAAAACACACACCUAACUCAGAUGUGUUUAAUAAAUUCUUUCAUUAAUCAUGUUAAUUAUUUCAAUUGAAAGAAUAAAAAGAUUUUUAUUUUCAGUCUAUUACAUUGUAUAAUCUUGGGCUGAAUGAUAAUUUAUGUUUGGUGCCCU